AGGGAAACGAAAGCAGUGAGAACUGUGUUAUAAACACGGUCCAGUUACUGCAGCUGGACUCGACAUCCAGCUUGAAGCUUUUCCAGACGUUCUUAGAGGAACUGCAGUCAUGGCUUCCCUCCGCAGUCUCCUGUCUGAAGAUCAGCUCCUUUGCUCCAUCUGUCUGGACGUGUUCACUGAUCCAGUCUCUACUCCAUGUGGACACAACUUCUGCACGGUCUGUCUCAGACAGCACUGGGACAGCAGUUCACGCUGCCAGUGUCCAGUCUGUAAAGAGGAAUUCUCCAGAAGGCCUGAGCUGCGUGUGAACACGUUCAUCUCUGGACUGGCUGCUCAGUUCAAGAAGUCAGUUCAGGUCAAAUCCAGCAGAGUUCCAGAGAAACGUGCAUUCAAACCUACAAAGGUUCUGUGUGACUCCUGCAGUGAGGAGGCUGUAAAGUCCUGUCUGGACUGUGGAGUCUCUUACUGUGAGACUCAUCUGGUGCCUCAUAAAACUGCAGCUAAACUCAAGAGACACAAACUGAUGGACCCUGUGGAGAACCUGGCGGACUACAUCUGCCAGAAACAUGAGAGACCCCUGGAGCUGUUCUGUAGAGACGACCAGAUGAGUGUGUGUCAGUUCUGCGCUGAGACAGACCACAGGAACCAUAGCACUGUUCAUGUAGAGGAGGAGAGUGGAGAGAUGACGACUCAGCUGGAAAAGACACAGGUAGAAGUUCAGCAGAUGAUCCAGGACCGACUGAAGAAGAUUGAGGAAAUCAAACACUCUGUAGAACUCAGAAAAAAAAGCUCAGAGAAGGAGAAAGCAGACAGUGUGGAGGUCUUCAGAUCUGUGCUGCGCUGCAUUGAGAGAAGCCAGGCGGAGCUGCUUGAGGUGAUGGAGGAGAAGCAGAAAGCAGCAGAGAGGCAGGCUGAAGAGUUCAUUAAAGAGCUGGAGCAGGAAAUCACUGAGCUAAAGAGGAGAGACACUGAGCUCGAGCAGCUCUCCCACACUGAGGACCACCUCCAGCUCCUACAGGUUUACCCGUCCCUCUGCAGCCCUCCACCCACCAAGAACUGGACUGAGGUCAGGAUUAACACUCAUCUGAGGGUGGAGACUCUGAAGAGAGCUCUGAUUCGGCUUCAGGAAGAGCUCAGUAAGGAGAUGGAGAAGCUUGUGGCGAUCCAACUGAAGGAGGUUCAACAGCAUGCAGUGGAUGUGACUCUGGAUCCUGACUCAGCUCAUCCUAAACUCUUUCUGUCUGAUGACGGGAAACGGGUCGCAUGUGGAAACACGGAGCAGAAUCUCCCCGACACCCCAGAGAGGUUUGACUAUGAUCUCUCUGUGCUGGGAAAGGAGGGGUUCUCCUCAGGAAGAUUUUACUAUGAGGUUCAGGUCAGCGGGAAGACUGAGUGGGAUUUAGGAGUGACCACAGAGUCCAGUAACAGGAAAGGGGAUAUAACAGCCAGCCCUGGAUACUGGAUGGUAUGGCUGAGGAACGAGACUGAAUUUAUAGCAGCAGACUGUCCCCCUGUCCCGCUCUCCAUUAAACGGGCUCCCCAGAAGGUGGGGGUGUUUGUGGAUUAUGAGGAGGGUCUGGUCUCCUUCUAUGAUGUUGAGGCCAGGUCUCAUAUCUACUCUUUCACUGGUCAGUCUUUCAGUGAGAAGAUAUAUCCAGUGGUCAGUCCCUGCUACCAUUAUGGAGGUAAAAAUUUAAAACCACUGAUCAUCACAGCCGUUAAACAGGAAAAAUGAGGUUCUUUUGAACGGUAACAAGUACGUCAGAACAAACCUUGAACAUUUCAGAAAAAUCACCAUGAAAAAAAUCUCGGCAUACGUUAUGCUGUAAUUGAAUGAAUAAAAAAGUAACAAUUAGUAAAAACAUAAAUGAACUUUGGGCUUUUAACCAAUGACUUUGUGAAGGCCACAGUGACUUUUUCAAUAAUCAAAGGAAGUCAGUAAGUCACCCAAAACCACUUGCACAAAGGCCCAGUCCCAUUUCACCCCUUGCCCCUAACACUUAGCCCCACCCCUCUGUUUUGCGCAUUCACGUCAAGGGGUAGGGUUGUCCUGAUUGGUGUUAAGAUGGAGGGGGUAGGGUGAAGUAUUGGGGCUAUUUGGCCCUUCAAACAGAGAUUUUUCAGAGGCGCACUACAAACUGAGAAAAUUUCCACAAUGCCCUGCGGAUCAUCAGCAAGAUGGAUGCACAAACAACCAAAGAUACACAUAAAUUUCAGUAUUUCUCUGUUUAAAAGCCGCUGUGUUAUGUUUUAUGGUCAUUUCCUUCAUAACACGCAUAAAAAUCGCUAGUAAUACCUUGACUUCCACUACCUGGCGAAAUUUCCCGUUCCACCUUAAAUGGUGCAGCAGUUAUGUUCUGGUACAUGAGGUUGCUGCACCAAUUAAGGUGGAACGGGAAAUCGAUCAUAAAGCGGGCGAUUAGAAAGCUAAGUUCAGCUUCAUAUCAUCGAAGAAGCCUUGGUGGUGAUAAUAAAUAAUUGGGGGCAGUCGUGGGCUGGA
Pygocentrus nattereri (red-bellied piranha) is the source of this 2500-nucleotide messenger RNA. Its product is annotated as E3 ubiquitin-protein ligase TRIM39-like. The coding region runs from base 110 to 1735 and encodes 541 amino acids. Gene Ontology annotation, molecular function: protein binding; zinc ion binding. NCBI's taxonomy places the organism in Eukaryota, Metazoa, Chordata, Actinopteri, Characiformes, Serrasalmidae. The record is from RefSeq and is a predicted model, not a curated record. The transcript has 7 exons.